CCUCUAUGCAUUAUUCCAUCUCUCACCUCUCUCUCUCCCUCCCUCCCUCCUAAAUUUGCAGCAAAAAUCAAGUCUUUCACCAUGAAACGUUUCGCCUUAUUGUCGGUACUAUUGUUAGCCACCUGCCACUUCUCCUUCUGUGUUAAAGAUGGGCUAUUAGAGAAUGGGAACUUCGAGCUGGCCCCAAAGGCGUCGGAUCUGAACGGCACGGAAGUUAAAGGGCGUUACGCAAUUCCAGAAUGGGAAAUCUCGGGAUUCGUGGAGUACAUAAAGGCAGGGCAGAAGCAAGGCGACAUGUUGCUGGUGGUGCCGGAAGGAGCCUGCGCCGUGAGGCUGGGCAACGAGGCGUCGAUCAAGCAGAGGCUGAACGUGACAAAGGGCAUGUUCUACGCCCUCACGUUCUGCGCUGCCCGCACAUGCGCCCAGGAGGAGCGCCUCAACGUGUCCGUUCCGCCCGACUCGGGCCUGCUCCCCAUACAGACGCUCUACGGCAGCAACGGCUGGGACUGCUACUCCUGGGCGUUCCUCGCCCCGCUUUCGCUGGUCGAGAUCAUCAUCCACAACCCCGGUGUUGAGGAAGACCCCGCUUGCGGCCCCCUCAUCGACUCCAUCGCCAUUAAGGAACUCGUUAAUCCUAAACCAACCAGCGAGAACUUAAUAAGGAAUCCCAGCUUCGAAUACGGUCCAUACGUGUUCAACACCACCACAGGCGUCCUAAUCCCUCCAAACAUUGAAGACGACCACUCUCCACUCCCUUACUGGAUGGUGGAGUCCCUCAAGGCCGUCAAGUACAUCGACUCGGACCACUUCUCGGUGCCCCAUGGCAAGCGAGCGGUCGAGCUCGUCGCGGGGAAGGAGAGUGCCAUCGCACAGGUGGUCCGGACUAUUGUUGGCAAGACCUACAGGCUCACAUUCUCCGUUGGCGACGCCAGCAACUCCUGCGAAGGGUCCAUGAUCGUGGAGGCAUUCGCGGGGCGCGCCACCGUGAAAGUGCCGUACGAGUCCAAAGGCAAAGGAGGAUUCAAGCGUGGAGUGCUCACUUUCGUCGCCACCGAGACGAGGACGAGGAUCAUGUUCCUUAGCACGUUUUACUCCAUGAGGAGCGAUGAUUUCUCGUCCCUUUGUGGUCCGGUUCUUGACGACAUCAAGUUGUUGAGCGUUCGCAAACCAAAGUGAGAAAAAAGCGCAAAUUAAAAAGAUAAGAGAUGUAUCUUUAUAUGUAUGAUGAUGUGGUGAUCAAUACCUUAAUUUGGUCUCGGAUUAUAUGUGAUAUGAUCACGAGUUGGAAUACUUUUUCUUUGUGUUUCGUAAUAGAAGCCGAGGGAAAAUUUUAAUUAGUGUGUUUUUUUUUAGACUAAGAUGGGGAAAUAAGCGUAUUAUAUGUUAUAUGAUGUAUACUGGGUGGGGGAGGAAUGAGGAUAAUGUAUGAUAGUUUUGAUUUUGUUGGAGUGGUCACUUUUGUGUAAUUCCAACGAUUUGAGUUAUGAAGUGGAUGUUAUUAGUGACUUCCACA
Messenger RNA from Morus notabilis, 1513 nucleotides. RefSeq lists its product as uncharacterized. The transcript is spliced from 3 exons. Lineage: Eukaryota; Viridiplantae; Streptophyta; Magnoliopsida; Rosales; Moraceae. The record is from RefSeq and is a predicted model, not a curated record. The coding region runs from base 82 to 1176 and encodes 364 amino acids.